Molecule: messenger RNA, 1593 nt
Organism: Triticum urartu
Lineage: Eukaryota; Viridiplantae; Streptophyta; Magnoliopsida; Poales; Poaceae
Product: protein CIA1
Biological process (GO): iron-sulfur cluster assembly
Cellular component (GO): cytosolic [4Fe-4S] assembly targeting complex
Molecular function (GO): protein binding
Source: RefSeq, a predicted model, not a curated record
UGCUGAAGAAACUCUUCUCAAACGCCCGGGCAGCGGCCCGUGCUCUCCACGCGCGGUUGACCCCCACAGGCCACCAGUAAAGGAACUCCCCACCAUCCUCCUCGCUGUUCGCCGCCGCCGCCGCCUCCCUCCGCUAAAUCCCCACCAUCCCUCCUCGCACCGCCUCGGCCCCCCUCCGCAGCUCCCCACUCCGCCCUCCCGGCGCGCCACCCACCGUCGACUCGCGCCCGGAACCCUAGGCAAGCAACGGCGAUCGCCGGCCAGCAGGCCAUGGACGGCGGCGCGGCGGAGCUGCGCGAGACACACCGCCUGACGGGCCACGCCGACCGCGCCUGGUCGCUCGCCUGGAACCCCAACCCGGGCCCCGGCGCGGGCCCCGUCCUCGCCUCCUGCGGCGGCGACAAGACCGUGCGCAUCUGGAAGCGCGCCCCCGACGGCGUCUGGGACUGCUCGGACGUGCUCGACGGCGUGCACGAGCGCACGGUGAGGUCCUGCGCCUGGUCCCCCGACGGGAAGCUGCUGGCGACCGCGAGUUUCGAUGGCACCACCGCGAUUUGGGAGUACUCCGGCGGGGACUUCGAGUGCGUCGCCACAUUGGAGGGGCAUGAUAAUGAGGUGAAGAGCGUGUCGUGGAGCCAGUCCGGUUCGCUGCUCGCGACGUGCAGCCGGGACAAGGCAGUGUGGAUAUGGGAGGUGCAGCCAGGGAACGAGCACGAGUGUGUAGCCGUGCUGCAGGGGCACACUCAGGACGUGAAGAUGGUCCAGUGGCACCCAGUCCUUAGUGUUCUGGUUUCUGUCAGCUAUGACAAUACCAUCAGGGUCUGGGCUGAUGACGGCGAUGAUGACUGGCAUUGCGUACAGACAUUAACUGAAGCCGAUAACGGUGGUCAUUCCUCAACAGUAUGGUCAGUAUCUUUUAACCAGAAAGGAGAUAGGAUGGUCACAUGCAGUGAUGACUGUACUUUGAAGAUUUGGGAUACGAGUGUUGAUUUGUCGCAGCCAACAACCGGAGAAGGUCAUGAAUCUUGGCGACAUCUUUCCACUUUAUCUGGACAUCAUGGUCGAACUAUUUUUUCAGCCCAUUGGUCAAGCGAGGAUGUUAUUGCCAGUGGGGCAGGUGAUGAUGCUAUCUGCUUAUAUGCCGAGGAGAAGAGUACUAUGGUUGAGGGGCCUUUGUACAGAUUAAUAUUGAAGAAAGAGAAAGCGCAUGACAUGGAUGUAAAUUGUGUCAGAUGGUGUCCUCAGGACCCGAGGGUGUUGGCUUCCGCGAGCGAUGAUGGCACAGUGAAAUUGUGGGAGCUGCGGGGCAAUGUACUGGAGUGAAUUGUACUCUAUGAUAAUAGUUCUAGUUGUGUACCUUAAGAUCACAGAUCAGUGUAGGGAUCGCCAUUUGGUUUCUGUUUUCCAAAACAAUGCUCCGUUAGGUUAGCUAAUACUUUUUGGACCUGCAAGAGCUUGGAUGGUGGUGAUCUUGUAACAGAUUUGCCAUCCAAGCCACGAGUUCUGGCAUCGAUAUGGAAUUGUUGGCGUAUACAAUAUGAAACAAUAGACGUGCUAUCUUUUUUUUAAACGAGCUUUGAAACAUCAAAUUAA